This is a messenger RNA of Rotaria socialis, 744 nucleotides long. The record is from the annotation of a GenBank genome assembly. NCBI's taxonomy places the organism in Eukaryota, Metazoa, Rotifera, Eurotatoria, Philodinida, Philodinidae.
AUGACCUAUAUUACUCUUCUCGCUAUUACCAAUCAAUUACCUCUGGAAACUCUUCGCAUUUGGUUAUUUAGCUCGCAAACAAGUGAAGAAACAUUCUGCGCAGCUCGAUCAAUGUCGGGAUCCUUUUCAUCGGUUUCCAUCAAGAGUGAAGCCGAAUCUGAUCCAAGUUUUCCUUUUCGAUUUCCUCGUCACCAAAAACAAAAGAAACUAGGAAGAAACUUCGCAGCUAAUGUACGCAUUUCUACGUCCCUUUCUAGCAAUGAAAUCAAACAAAUAGUUCAAUGUGCAUUUGCCGAUGCAUGCGCACUUGUAGCACCUCUAGGUAUCAAUACUUUAGACAAACAUGGAAAUCCAAUAACGCUGGAUGAAGUGAGUGUUAUCGUUAAAGCCCAUUUACAAAAGACAACAAGAAUUAAUGAUGACAGCCAAGAAGAAGCUUCAGAUUCCAGUUCAGAAUCAGAUAAUGAAGCGAGUGAUCGUAAAGCUGAGUACAGUGCAGCAUCAUCAGACUCUAAUAACGAUCAAGAAGAGUCUGAUUCAGAAUGCUUAUCGAACGUUAGCAACUGUACAUUUCGUGGUAUGCGCAUUUAUGACACCGUCAAACUCUCUCUUUCUCAGUCGUAUUUUAAAGUUUCAAUCAAUGGACAAACAAAAAUUUUACAUAAACAAACAACUUGCUGGUUGUUAAUGCAUGAUAAAACAACACUUUCAUCGGAUCGUACAACGCGUGUUAUGAACAAAUGA